This is a messenger RNA of Meloidogyne enterolobii, 603 nucleotides long. The record is from the annotation of a GenBank genome assembly. NCBI's taxonomy places the organism in Eukaryota, Metazoa, Nematoda, Chromadorea, Rhabditida, Meloidogynidae.
AUGGAUAAGUUGGCGGAACAGCCACAACUGGCUGAACAAUUGCUUAGGAAUGUGCCAAUUUAUGUCCGCUGUGCAAAUUGCCAAUUAGUUAGACCUUUACCAGAAGCCAGAGGUCAUUAUUGUUGGUGUCGACAUUGUUAUACUUAUUAUUGUUCUCGUAGUUGUAGACAACGAGAUUGGGAAAGGCAUAGAGAUAAAUGUUCUUUUGCCAGAAUAAAUUCUCUUUGUAAAGAGGUUAUUAUGAAGGUAUUUGCUUGGAAAUUUUUUACUUCCACUAAUAGACCAAAAGCCUAGAAAAUCUGAUUUAAGGUUCCAGGUCCUUUCAAGAUCACUUAGGGAUAUGUCUUCGACUCUCCUCGGGUAAAGCUAAUCUCAGUACAUCCAUUCCCAUUAGGGUUGGGGACCCCCGGCCCGGUCCGGUCCAAAAUAUCGAGUCGGGCAUCGAAUUUUGGCCCGAAAAACUCUUCGGUCUGGCCCGAUAAAAAUAAGGCCCGAAAAAAUGACUCGAACGUCGGCCCGACUCGAACCCCAAACCCUAAUUCCCAUCAUUCUCAAUUUUCAAAAGUCGUUUCAAUAUUCCCCUACAUUUAGUAGAUUUAACGA